Messenger RNA from Hemibagrus wyckioides, 893 nucleotides. Its product is annotated as protein C19orf12 homolog. The record is from RefSeq and is a predicted model, not a curated record. NCBI's taxonomy places the organism in Eukaryota, Metazoa, Chordata, Actinopteri, Siluriformes, Bagridae. The coding region runs from base 353 to 775 and encodes 140 amino acids. The transcript is spliced from 4 exons.
AAAUACACAACUUUCUUUGUCUCUUUAGUCUGUUCUUGUUGCAACAUCGACGUGUUCACGCCCAUUAACGAGACUGUGAUUGGUGGCUUCACCUGUCAGUCAGACGUGCUGGUCGUUAUCCAAUCAAAUCUCCUAUAGAGUCCAGACCGGUCAGUAGGAAGUUGUGGCUACUCGAGACUAUUAAAAGUGUGAAAUCUACCUUAAACUGUCCAAUCUGGCAACCUGGAGUGUUAUUCAGAGCAGCAGCAGAGACACAAAGUGAAAAAGUGACGGAGACAGCUGUGUAGGGAGAGAAGGAGAGAGACAACACUGAGUCUGGAUUAGACUCCAUUUAUGGAACCUUCCUGUGAUUAUGGGGAAGCUCAAUGAUGUCAUGCAGAUGUGCUGCAGGGUUUCAUCCAGCCGACAGAUGAAGGCAGCAGUGAAGAAUUCUGGGAAAGGGGCGGUGGUGGCAGGAGGAAGUGCGUUUUUAGGAGGUCUGCUGCUCGGACCUGCUGGAAUCGCUCUCGGCGGGGCAGUCGGUGGUCUCCUGGGCUGGGGGAUGACUAGUGGUCAGUUUAAACCGGUUCCUCAGAUCAUCCUGGAGCUUCCCCCUCAGGAGCAGAGAAAGCUGUACGAGAACGUGAUGGAGGUUUUAGGUUCACUGGACUGGACGGAUGUCGUGCAGCUCAUCGCCAUGGUGAUGGGAAACGCCAGCAUGCAGGAACGCGUCAUCGCUGCCAUCUUCACCUUCAUCACUAACGAACUCCAGGCCGAGAUUCGAUAUGGAGACUGACACACACACUUGUAUAUAUCUAUAUAAACAUACACACUUAUAUACAUCUGUACACACACACACACACACACACUCUGAGUGAGACAUGAAUGUAAUAAACCUCUGGGGAAAACUUUCA